AGCCCUGGAAGUCUCUUAGAAUUACAUCAUCUGUAAUCUACCAAGGAUUACUCGAGACUUCUGUUGUGAGAUUAGCUGUUACAGACGGAAUGAGGAUGUGCUUCUCACACCAGCACUGAUCUGGGAUCAGAUGUGUCGAUAUGCAUUGCAUUUGGUGACAGAUCAGCCAGUAAAAGCAUAUUUGAUCCACAACUGUUUUAAUGGCUGCACAAUGAAGGCCCAACUUCAGAUAACAGUUCUGUCCGCUAAGCUGCGGGACAAUAAGAAGAAUUGGUUUGGGCCCAGUCCUUAUGUUGAGGUGUGUGUGGACGGCCAGUCCAAGAAGACGGAGAAGUGCACCAACACUCACAGUCCCAAAUGGAAACAGUCUCUCACUGUGAUCGUCACCCCUUUCAGCAAGUUAAUUUUCCGGGUUUGGAGUCACCAGACACUUAAAUCUGACAUUUUGCUUGGCAUGGCCGCUCUGGAGGUCAGCGAGACCUUAAAAGCCAACAAUAUGAAGAUCUGUGAGGUGGUGCAGACGCUGCAGUUGAGUUCAGACCGAGAGCGCUCGGAGGUGGUUGGAGAUCUCUCAGUGUGUCUGGAUGGACUGCAGGUGGAUCCCGAGACUUUUGCUUCUGAGGAACAAGAGCACAAUGCUGUUGUAAAUGGAGAAUCCAAACUGAACGGGGAUGUAGCAGGAAGUCGAGAUUCUUCCCCAUCCAGUGCCAUCGCUGAUGAAGCGGUGCUGCCCAAUGGUCAUGCAGUGGGACGUCCGGGGUCUGCCUCUCCAUCAGCAGGGGCUCUGAGACCACCCCACCCAUCUCGACCCCAGCGGCCACAUAAACCUACUUCCUCCACAGCGUCCUCUGCAGGCUCGACUCCCACUCACGGCAGCAGCGCUCCCAGCCCGGAAACAUCUCCACGGGUGUGUGUGAACGGAGAAACCGAGAGUCAGGGGUCAGGCUCAGGGUCAAAUCAGGCUCCCAGGGCCAGUCCAACGCCACCCAGAGCUUCACUGAUCAGUAACGGCCUUCUUCCUCCUGGCUGGGAGCAGAGAGUGGAUCAGAACGACCGCGUUUACUACGUGGAUCACAUUGAAAAAAGAACCACAUGGGAAAGACCAGAACCACUUCCGCCAGGCUGGGAGCGUCGUUUGGACCCGAUGGGCCGUGUGUACUAUGUGGAUCAUAUAAUCCGAACCACCACAUGGCAAAGACCUACACUCGAGUCGGUCCGGAACUACGAGGAGUGGCAGAACCAGCGCAGUCAGCUGCAGGGAGCCAUGCAGCGCUUCAACCAGAGAUUCAUCUAUGGGCUGCAGGAACAGCUUGCGCCUACAGCUAAUAAAGAGUUUGACCCUCUGGGUCCUCUGCCGCCGGGAUGGGAGAAACGGACUGACAGUAAUAGGAGGAUGUAUUUUGUUCACCAUCCUACAAGAUCCACACAAUGGGAAGACCCUCGAACACAAGGGUGCGACACGAUCACAAUUUUGAUACCAAAGCAACUAGCAAUUCCUCAGCACCUUAAGAUCCACGUCAGUCGCAAAACACUGUUUGAGGACUCCUUUCAGCAGAUUAUGAGUUGCCAUCCUCAAGAUCUGAGACGGAGACUGUGGAUUAUUUUCCCGGGGGAGGAGGGACUUGACUAUGGAGGCGUGGCCAGGGAAUGGUUCUUCCUGCUGUCUCACGAGGUCUUGAACCCCAUGUACUGUCUGUUCGAGUACGCCGGCAAAGACAACUACUGCCUGCAGAUUAACCCCGCCUCCUCCAUCAACCCUGACCACCUCAAAUACUUCAAGUUCAUUGGCCGGUUCAUCGCUAUGGCUCUGUUUCAUGGGAAGUUCAUAGACACGGGCUUCUCUUUGCCUUUUUAUAAGCGCAUCCUGAACAAACCUCUGGCUCUGAAAGACCUGGAGUCCAUCGACCCAGAGUUUUACAACUCGCUCAUCUGGAUCAAGGAUAAUAAUAUAGAGGAAUGUGGCUUGGAGAUGUUUUUCUCGGUGGAUAAGGACAUUUUGGGAGAAGUCACCACACAUGAACUCAAGCCUGAUGGAGGAAACAUUCAGGUGACAGAGGACAAUAAAGAGGAGUAUAUCAGGUUGGUUGCUGAGUGGAGGUUGUCCAGAGGGGUCGAGGAACAGACUCAGGCGUUUCUCGAGGGCUUUAAUGAGGUCUUGCCGCAGCAGUACCUGCAAUACUUUGAUGCCAAAGAGCUGGAGGUGAUGCUGUGUGGGAUGCAGGAGAUCGAUCUGGUCGACUGGCAGAGGAGCACCAUCUACAGACACUACGCUCGCAGCAGCAAACAGAUCGGCUGGUUUUGGCAGUUUGUGAAGGAGAUCGACAAUGAGAAGCGCAUGCGUCUGCUGCAGUUUGUGACCGGCACGUGCCGACUUCCUGUCGGGGGAUUCGCUGACCUUAUGGGGAGCAAUGGGCCGCAGAAGUUUUGUAUUGAGAAAGUGGGGAAAGAAAACUGGCUGCCGAGGAGCCACACAUGCUUUAACCGUCUGGAUCUGCCGCCCUAUAAAAGCUACGAGCAGUUAAAGGAGAAGCUGCUGUUCGCCAUCGAGGAAACGGAAGGCUUCGGUCAGGAGUGAUGCACGCACACCGCUGCGUCUUUUAAAGCCUUUCCAUGACAACACGUAUCAAACUGCUUCAGCCUUCUGCUGCUACUUCAAACCGGGAACGAGGGAUCAACACUCAUUAUCUGUUCGCUUAGGCUUCCAGUUCUUGUUUGCAUACCAUCCACUUCUGAUUUUACGCUGCCUUAGUCAAUGAUGGAUGCACAGCACUGCAGCCGGACUGAAGAUCUGCACACCUCGGCUCACUCUAUGCAGACUGUGUGACCCUCGUAUUAACCCGUUAAUGACUGUAGUAAUGCACACGCAACAGACUUUUCCUCUAGAACUUGAAGCUUGAGUUUGCAUGGUAUGUGUUUAAAUGAGUCUCUUCUGUUGUGCGUACGAGUGCAAGACACAAUUUCAUACGGUUUUUAUUGCCACUGCAGAUCUGUACCUUCAUACAGAUAUGAAUCAUUUGAAGACAUUGGUUUUUCCAAUUUGAAAAGGGUUGCACUUUAUUAGUGAAAACACUGGCAGAGUGAUUACGGCUAAUAUGCAACCGGUCAUAUUUCACCUCGGAAUCAAGAGAAAGCAUUGUUUUGCAUGAAGAAAGUUAACCCACUAUUAGAAGUUUUUACAUUAUUGUCAUAAAAAUGACAAUCUCAUUCUCAUUACUGAAAAACGAAACGAAACCAUUGGAUUAGCUUCAUGUUCUUCAUGCAAAAUAUACUUUCUUUUGCUUCUGGGUGAACUGUGACCUGGACAUGCCUACAAUAAGAGUAUAUCUAUGCACGUAUGGUUGGAUAAACUUUUAGCAAUAGCCCAGAAUGCCAUUUAUUCACUUUCUCACUUGAAUUCACAAAACUACGUGACGGAAGCUGUAACGUUCGCUGUUUUCGUACGAUCAGCAGCUAGAAAUCUUUAUCAUUUUAUACUUUUAAUGUG
Messenger RNA from Sinocyclocheilus grahami, 3484 nucleotides. RefSeq names its product E3 ubiquitin-protein ligase Itchy-like. Gene Ontology annotation, cellular component: cytoplasm. The record is from RefSeq and is a predicted model, not a curated record. Gene Ontology annotation, biological process: protein K63-linked ubiquitination; proteasome-mediated ubiquitin-dependent protein catabolic process; protein K48-linked ubiquitination. The transcript has 22 exons. Gene Ontology annotation, molecular function: protein binding; ubiquitin protein ligase activity. Bases 131 to 2575 code for a protein of 814 amino acids. Lineage: Eukaryota; Metazoa; Chordata; Actinopteri; Cypriniformes; Cyprinidae.